This is a messenger RNA of Staurois parvus, 367 nucleotides long. NCBI's taxonomy places the organism in Eukaryota, Metazoa, Chordata, Amphibia, Anura, Ranidae. The record is from the annotation of a GenBank genome assembly.
UGGCCCUCGGACACAGCGGAUCACCGAUCACGGAAAGAGCUGAAGAUGUCGGCUCGGUCAUGUGAUCAGCUGUGUCCAAUCACAGCUGAUCACUGAUCAUCAGGACACUGAUGAUCAGUGUGCCCUGAUGAUCAGUGUAGCCCCAGCAGUGCCACCUGUCAGUGUCCAUCAGUGGCUUGUGUCAGUGCUCAUCAGUGCCACAUCAAUGCCACAUAUCAGUGCCUACCAGUGUACAUCAAUGCCACAUAUCAGUGCCCAUGUGAGCUGCCUUUCAGUGUCACCCAUCAGUGCCAAUGCCAAUCAGUGCCACCUAUCAGUGCUGCCAAUCAGUGCCACCUAUCAGUGCCAGUCAGUGCCACCUAUCAGU